AUCAAUAUAUUGGAUUGUCCUGGAAGAUUGGAAUUAACUUCCGAAGUGAAUACAAGCCUUAGAUUGAGUGAUGGUUGUUUGUUGGUGGUCAAUUUGGAGGGAUACAAUUCUUUGGGUUAUCAUUCAGAGAUGGUAUUGAGACAGGCUAUCACUGAGAAACUUGGAUUCAUUCUCAUGAUUAACAAGUUGGAAGUUUUGUUAUUGAGGAAUGAAUUUUCAUUGGAGGAAAUUUAUCAGUGCAUGUUGAGAAUUAUUGAAUCUGUCAAUGUUGUGAUUUGUACCUAUGCUGAGCAACCAGAACAGAUUUAUCCACAGAAUGGUCAUGUUGCUUUUGGAUCUGCAUUGGGAGGUUGGGCUUUUAAUUUGCAUGAUUUUGCCAAGUUUUAUUCGAAAAAGUUUGGAAUGGAUGUGAAUGUUGUGGCAGAAAAAUUGUGGGGAGAUAAUUACUUUGAUGCUGAGAGUGGUAAAUGGUUGAAAGACUCAAAGCAAGACAGUUUGGAAAGAGGUUUCUGCCAGUUUGUUUUGAAACCUAUUCAAAAAGUUUUGCAAACAUUGUACGAAAAUGCAAGUCCAACACUGGAAGAAUUGUUAAACCCUUUCGGUAUUAGUAUUUCCUCAGAAGAAAAUGAAUUGGAAUUAACAGAAUCAGUUAUGAAACGGUGGCUUCCUGCCUCAAAAACUAUACUCAAUAUGAUUUAUCAGCAGUUGCCUUCUCCAGAAAAGGCUCAACCACGCAGAGUUGAAAAUAUCUACACUGGUACUCUCACAGAUACUUUUGGAACUGCAAUCAAGGAUUGUGAUCCCGAUGGUCCCUUAAUGAUGCAUAUUACUAAAUCUGAAAUUAUUGAUGGAAUAGUUUAUUCUGUAGGCAGAAUAUUUUCAGGAAAACUAAACAUUGAGACACCAAUUAGAAUAUUAGGACCAAAGAAUGUAUUUGAAGAAAAGACAGUAACUGGAAUUGUGAAAAUCAAUGGUUCAAUUGUUGAGCCAAUUGAAGAAGCAACUUGUGGAUCCAUUGUUGGAUUAAUUGGAAUUGAAAAGUUCCUAACAUGUAGUGGAGCUACCAUAAGUGAAAGCUCAAAUCUGGAAGCUGAAUCAUUUGCCGAAUUGAAAUUACCUCAUUCAAUGAUCAGCUAUUCUGUAGAGCCGGAGAAACAAGCCAAUCUUCCACAACUUAUCAAAGGAAUGGAAUUGAUUUGCAAAUGUGAUCCUUUAAUGAAAUUUUCUUUAGAUGAAUAUACUGGUGAGAAAGUACUUUCUGUCGUAAGUGAAGUUCAUUUACACUCCAUUCUCAGUCAAUUCAAACAAAUUCAUCCUUCAAUUGAAAUCCAAGUUGAAGAACCUAUUGUUCGUUUGCUAGAAAGUAUCACAGUUGAAUCACACAGGGAAACACUUGCAAAAUCACCUAACAAACAUAAUAGGUUCUUUAUGAAGGCGGAACCACUUCAAGAGGAACUUUCAAAUGAAAUUGAGAGAGGAUUAGUACCUGAGAAUAAUAGAGCUAGAUACUUGAGUGAUCAAUUUGGUUGGAGUUUGGAGGAUGCAGGAAAGAUUUGGACUUUCGGACCAGACGCAAAUAGUCCAAAUGUAUUAGUAAAUCAAACGAAGGGUGUCAUGAACCUUAAUGAAAUGAAGGACAAUUCAAUUAGUGCAUUUAAAUUUGCAAUGAGUGAAGGACCAGUCUGUGGAGAAAGUGUCAGAGGCGUACGAAUCAAUCUCAAGGAUGUAUGCAUGAACUCGGACUCUAUUCACAGAGGAGCAGGUCAGAUAAUUCCAACAGUGAGACGAUGUUGCCAUGCAUGUAUUCUGGAUUCUGAACCAACAUUAUUGGAACCAAUCUUGUUAGGAGAAUUUAAAUGUAAGGAAUCGGAUUUGGGAACACUCUAUUCAACAUUAAAUAGAAGAAGGGGAAUAAUCUUUGAACAAACUGAAUGGCAUUCAGACAUACAAGUCAAAGGAUAUGUACCAAUAUCGGAAUAUUUUGGAAUUCAUGAUAUAUUGAUUGGUAAUGGAAUAUUUUCUCAAUUUAUCUUUGAUUAUUGGCAACCAAUUAUUGGCUCCACCGAUAGAUUUACAGAAUUAGUUAACAAGAUUCGUAUUCGAAAGGGUCUCUCUGAAACAGCCCCAACCUAUUCUGAACUAGCUGACAGAUUGUAA
Messenger RNA from Naegleria gruberi, 2157 nucleotides. RefSeq lists its product as uncharacterized. Gene Ontology annotation, biological process: translational elongation. Gene Ontology annotation, cellular component: cytosol; ribonucleoprotein complex. The transcript has a single exon. Gene Ontology annotation, molecular function: GTPase activity; translation elongation factor activity; GTP binding. Lineage: Eukaryota; Heterolobosea; Eutetramitea; Acrasida; Naegleriidae. The record is from RefSeq and is a predicted model, not a curated record. The annotation marks the transcript as partial.